Messenger RNA from Sinocyclocheilus rhinocerous, 1445 nucleotides. RefSeq names its product cytochrome P450 2G1-like. The transcript is spliced from 7 exons. NCBI's taxonomy places the organism in Eukaryota, Metazoa, Chordata, Actinopteri, Cypriniformes, Cyprinidae. Gene Ontology annotation, biological process: xenobiotic metabolic process. The record is from RefSeq and is a predicted model, not a curated record. The annotation marks the transcript as partial. Gene Ontology annotation, cellular component: intracellular membrane-bounded organelle; cytoplasm. Gene Ontology annotation, molecular function: iron ion binding; oxidoreductase activity, acting on paired donors, with incorporation or reduction of molecular oxygen, reduced flavin or flavoprotein as one donor, and incorporation of one atom of oxygen; heme binding.
GAACUGCCCCCAAACUGCUCUGCCUCCACUUCAUAUAUAGAGAACACAGAACAAAGAGUUAUGGAACUGAGAGAACAUAGAAAGAUAUAAACUGGGCUGUAAGCAACAUUUUACAGAAGAGGGAUGGAAUUCUCUAGCUCACUGGUGUUGGUUUUAGUCUUGGCUGUGUUGAUGUUGGUCUGGUGGAAGAGGAAUGCGAGUGGACUUUCUUUGCCCCCGGGGCCACUGGCACUGCCACUGAUUGGCAACCUACCAAUCAUGGACAAGCGUGCACCCUUUAAAAGCUUUAUGCAGUGGAGCAAAACUUAUGGGCCUGUAAUGACGGUGUACCUCGGGCCUCAAAGAAUGGUGGUUCUGGUCGGUUAUGGUACAGUGAAAGAGGCUCUAGUGGACCAGGCAGAGCACUUUACAGGCCGAGCUCCCAUUCCAUUUCUGAUCAAAGUUCUGAGGGGCUACGGUUUGGCCAUCAGUAAUGGAGAUCGCUGGCGUCAACUGAGGCGGUUCACUCUCACCACGCUAAGGGAUUUUGGAAUGGGACGAAAACGAAUGGAACAGUGGAUUCAAGAAGAGAGCAGACAUUUGCUGGAGAGCUUUGAAGAAACCAAAUCAACACCAGUUGACCCAGCCUUCUUCCUGAGCCGGGCUGUGUCCAACGUGAUCUGUUCAUUGGUGUUUGGGCAGCGCUUUGAUUAUGAAGACAAAAACUUCCUGCACUUGCUCCAGAUCAUCUCCAGGCUCGUGCGCUUUAUCAGCAGCCCCCAGGGUCAGCUGUACAACGUCUUCCCUAAACUAAUGCAACUCUUGCCUGGUAGACAUCAUGCCAUGUUUAAAGAGAUAGAAGUCAUCAAAGCCUUCGUCUUGAAGAAAAUCAAGGAACAUGAGCAAAAUUUGGAUUUUGGUGACCAAAAGGACUUUAUUGACUGCUUUCUUAUCAAACUCAAACAGGAGAAACACAAUCCUGACACAGAAUUCCACAAGGAUAACAUGUUGGGGACAGUUUUGAAUCUGUUCAUAGCUGGUACAGAGACCACCAGCACAACUCUCAGAUAUGCCCUGAUGCUUCUUAUCAAGCACCCCCACAUACAGGAGCAAAUGCAGAGGGAGAUUGACCAAGUUAUUGGACAGAAUAGAAUCCCUACAAUGGAUGACAGGAAGUCCCUUCCCUUCACUGAUGCUGUGAUUCAUGAAGUACAGCGCUAUCUUGACAUUGUCCCACUAAAUGUUCCCCAUUAUGCCACACGUGACAUCUCAUUUAGAGGUUACAUAAUACCAAAGGUAAGAAUGAACACAUACAGUGGUCAACUCCUCUUAUCUUGGAGAUUACUAGAUUAUAUUGUCGUACAAUGGCAAUUGUUACAAAAUGCCCCAAAAUAUUUCCUAAUAAUCUCAUGUCAAUGCAUUUUACUCAAACUGGUUAUUUUGUGUACAUUUAAAUGGAAAAAGCU